Molecule: messenger RNA, 1857 nt
Organism: Tetrahymena thermophila SB210
Lineage: Eukaryota; Ciliophora; Oligohymenophorea; Hymenostomatida; Tetrahymenidae
Exons: 2
Molecular function (GO): protein binding
Source: RefSeq, a predicted model, not a curated record
AUGGGAAAUCAAUAAAGUUAAACAGAUCAAGUAUUAAAUUAAUUUGACCUAAGCGAAAUAACAAAUACAUAGUCAUAGGGUGUAGAAAAAAAGAAUAUAUUAGUAGAUCACUAAGAUACGGGAUUAGUUUAUUACUUGGUUACUGAUAGAUCAGUCGAAAAAAUGACAGAUCAAGUAAACAAUAAAUCUAAACUACCUAUUUUUGGUGUAGAUUAAACCUCACCUCAUAUAACUCAUAGCUUACUGUUAAAAUAAAACUAGAGAUAUCAUUAAUAAGAAGGAAAUUAAGAAAUAUACAAAUAAGGAGUGCUCAUUUUACUUAUUUUUUCUGAUAAUAAGUUAGCAAUUUUAAGUGGAGAUGAACUUAAAGUGUUAAAAACGAUAUAGCUCUUCGCUCCACUAGAAGCUUUUAAAUUAAACUUUAUUUAUGACAUUUCUCUUGUGAUAAAAGAGGAUAAUCAACAUAAGUAAAAAUAAUCAGAAUUCCUAUAGCAGUUAUUGAAAUAAAGAGAGGACUUUUAAGAUUUAUUAAAUUUGAAGGUAUUAAAUGGUGAAUUAGUCAACAAAGAUGAUUAAAAUAUCAAAGAAGCAGAGGAAGAUUAACAAAAUAAGUAAGAAAAAUAAAUAAGUGCAAAUACUGAAAAAGACAAAUAAAUUAAUGAGGAAUAGCAAAUUCGAAUGAAAUCAAAGACUUUACAAGAAACCAAUACAAAAAAUAAUAAUGAAGAAGAAAAUAAAAGCUAAUAAAAAAAUAUUGAAAACAAAAUCGAGGACGAAGAACAACUUGGAAGAUAAAAAAGUAAAAGCGUAAGUAUGAAAAAUACAAAAGAACUUAGUGAAGAGUAACAAUAAAAAUAUAAUGAAUAUAUGAAAUCUUAUUAUGAGACAUUUGUUUAAUCAUCAAAAAUCGUGAUGAAGGAUUUACUGUCAAUUUAAUCUAUUUGUUUCUCUCAAAAAAGUGUUAUCUUAACAGGCUAUAAAUGUGGACUUAUUUAGAAAGUUACUGUUGAGAAAAAUUUGAUAGAAGUAGAAGAAGAGUGUAUAUUUUUUAAUCCUCUCAAUCUCAAGCAGAAAGCUGAAAUAGAAAAUAUUGUUUCUUCUAAAUAAAAAGAUGGGGAAGUUAGCUGGUAUGAUUUAAAUAUUUUACCUUUAUAGAGCAUAUUUUGCAUAAAUGGCACUUACGUAAUAGCAGUUCAUUAAGAGUAGGAUGCUUCUUUGAAUAAUGAAAAUCAAAUAAAUGCUAAUAAUAGCAAUAAAUCAUUUGUUUAUGUUUAUGAAUAUUAGUAUGGAAGAAAAGUUAGCUAUUUUGAGGCUACAAACCAUAAGAUAUUGAAGACUGUAGUCAAUCCUCAUGAAGAUACCAACAGAAGCCUUAUGUAUAUAUUAGAUGACUAGUUAUUCUUAUCAGUUUACAACUUUGAAAAAGGAACAUUCAUUCAACUAUUUUCAUUAGAUUAAUCAAUGAAAUAUGUAGAUCUUAAUGCUUAAUUUUAUCCCAUAGAGCUGAUGUUUGCUUAAAUAGCUGAUAGGUAUAAAAUUUUGUAAAACCUACCUAAAUUUGAAGAUAAAUCUAUUGAGGGAGAUAUAUUCUUUUAUUUCACUGCUGAUUGCAAGACUUUAUUAACAUAGCUAGAUUACAAACCGAUCAAUUAAACAAUACCUUAAGCUAAUGGAUAAAAGCCAAUAAUGAAAAAGGUGAUUAACUAACGCAAUUUAAAAAUCUUAAAUCCUAAAAUAGAUUGUAAAUAUAAAACAAGCGUGUAUUAUGCAGAAUAAGAUGUUCUUUUUAUAGCUGGAGAAAAUGGAUAAUUAUUGAAGUUUACUAAUUUUCUAGCUAGUAUUUAUUACUUUUUAUGA